AAGACAUUCACACAACAACAAAGUCUCAAACGUCACUGGAGAUCACACUUGAGAGAUGGCUUCUUAUUGUGCCACACUUGUGGCAAAGAAAUUAUUCAAGGUCAAGGACAUGCUAGUGAGAUACUGAGUGAUGAUCAUUUUGUCUGUGACAAAUGCAACAAACAGUUUCCUGAUAUUGAAAGUUUAUAUCAGCACAAGGCCAAAGACCAUGGUACGUUCUACCAAUGUGAUGUCUGUAAAGAAUUAGAAGCAAGAGAAGCAACUGGUAUUGGUUAUAUCUGUUGUGUCUGCGCUGCUGAGUUUGAAAUUGCCACUGAACUUGAAGAUCAUAUGA
Paramuricea clavata is the source of this 334-nucleotide messenger RNA. NCBI's taxonomy places the organism in Eukaryota, Metazoa, Cnidaria, Anthozoa, Malacalcyonacea, Plexauridae. The record is from the annotation of a GenBank genome assembly.